This is a messenger RNA of Fibroporia radiculosa, 1269 nucleotides long. RefSeq lists its product as uncharacterized. The record is from RefSeq and is a predicted model, not a curated record. Bases 1 to 1269 code for a protein of 422 amino acids. The transcript is spliced from 5 exons. Lineage: Eukaryota; Fungi; Basidiomycota; Agaricomycetes; Polyporales; Fibroporiaceae.
AUGGCUGUCCGACGCCAUGUACUUUAUACCCUGACGUGGCUCCUUCUUUCCAUCGUCAAUUCCGCCUACGCAUCACCAUUAUCAUACAACUUCUCUCCGCGCACAGACCCCAGUGUUAGUACUGCCAGCAACGGCACCGUUACGGUCACGGAUCCCGCGACAGGAAGCGCCAUCCCUCAGGGCACAGCGUCCGAUGGGAGUGGUUCUGGCCUUUCGGCAGUUGCAAUAAUCUGGAUUGUAUACUGUCUUCUCUUGGGUGUACCACUGACAUUUUGUGGAAUUUUCCUCCGUCGCGUCACUACCGGAGUCGCCAUUGGCCUUGCUGGGACCAUCUCUUUAUGGGUGGCUUUCAUCAACACUGAGCCUGCAGACGCCUUUUCCGACUGGGUCCUUACACUUGUGCCCGUGUGCAUCUUUGUUCCCGGCUUCCUCUUUGGCCUUUUCAAUUACGGCCGUCUUGCCGGAGUGAUCCUCAUCGCCAUCGCCAGUGGAUUCUCGUGGGGUGUGCGGAUCUGCCUCUUCCGACCCGACCUGUUGAUACACCAGGUUUGGGGAAAUUGGGUGUUCAGUGCAGCAUUCGCUCUCCUCAAUCUUCUCUUCGUCCCUCAUUUUGAGAGGUUGGCAGUUGCCUUCGCUUCUGCGUCUGUUGGAUCGUUUUUCCUUGCGUUGGGUGUUGAUUUGCUUGUGAACAAGCAAUCUGGGCUGAGCCUCGGACUCCGGUAUUUGUGCGACACAAACCCUUCCCACUGGCUCAAUCUCGAUUAUGAAGGUUGGAAAGCGCCUACCUCAACUAUCAUCAUCCUAGCGGUUUCAUUGGCUCUUUCUCCUGUGUUCGCUUAUGCCCAGCACCGGAUAUUCUCCAAGUCUUAUGUUCUGGAUCCGCGCGACGAGGACCAGCUGCCCGUGUACUACGCAGAAGACGGAAAUGUGGACAACGAUAAAGUGACUAUCAAAAUCGUCAUUGACGAGGCUCCACCUUCGCCUUCCCGAUACAAGGACAGCUUGUAUACCGACUCUGCCCCUGGGACGCGACCGGUAUCUAUGAUGACGGACAUGCGACCGCUAUCCACGGCAACGGAUGCACGACUGGUAUCUCUGCUCAUGGCUGCGCAACCGGGUACACGACCAGCAUCUUUGCUCACGGAUGCACAGCCGGCUUCUUCACCCACAGACACACGGCCUGUAUCUCAGGCCUCACAUGUUCAGCCUGUGGAAUCUGAAGUCACAGAUGCACAAUCCGUGUCCCAGGUCACGGAGUCGGCCACUUGA